AUGCCUUCUCCGGCGCUCGGAGGAUACACCCCGCUGCUCGGCGUCUAUGGCGUAGUAUCGUUUCUCCGUAACGCAGUGUUACUCACGUCAUCAUCAUUCAUUCUCAUCGUUUUCAUUGUCGUCGGAUACCGCCUGUUUCUUCAUCCUUUGGCUCGCGUACCUGGGCCCAGGCUUGCUGCCAUUUCCAAUGUGUGGCAUGCUUACCAUGUUCGCAAUGGGCGUAUGCUCACGCUGGGAAAGACGCUUCAUAAGCGGUACGGACCGGUUGUGAGAGUUGGGCCAAAUGAGGUGUGGUUUGAUUCUGUAGAUGCGUUCAAGCACAUUUAUCGAGCCGGUAGUGGUUAUGAAAAGUCCGAUUUCUAUUCAUACCUCAAACGGCACGAACCGGCUCUCGACGCAGUACUCGCUCGAGUGAUCACCACCCUCCGUUCUCUCAACGGCGCCGAGGUAGACCUCAAGGAAUGGAUGCACAUCAUAGCCGUCGAGUCCCUCUCGGCCGUCGUCCUAACCUGGUCACCAAACUACCUCCGCGACCACACAGAUCACUCAUCCAGCACCCACGGCUACCUCGGCUGGCGCCGCAAGUCCGUCUUUGGGCUCUUCCCUCUCGCCGUGAAGGCAGAGCUGUUCUCCAAAGCAUUGGGGAGAACAUUUGCUAACCUCUGGCGCGUGACGUACAAAACGCCCAAGAACUUUAAGCCAUUCUUCACUGGCGUCUACCGGCAGGUCUCGCGGAGGGUCACCUCGUCCCUGGCGAAUAAGCCAGUCUCGAAGAAUGAUCGUAAAGAAGACUUCCUUGUGGAUCUGAUCCAGCUACACAAGGACAAGCCGGAAUUCACGGAACAGUAUCUCCGUCGAAUGGCAAUCACCAAUUUUGGAGCAGGGCAUGAGACCAUGUGUUCUGCGCUGACGUCCAUCAUGUCCAUGAUCGGAUCACACCCUGAAGUGCAGAAGCGAAUCUCAGACGAAAUUUGCUCCACGACGGAAGAUCCCAAGGUGUAUGAUAACGCCAUUCGUUUAGAUUAUACGCAAGCAGCCAUUAAGGAGGCACAACGGUUGUAUCCUGUCCUCGGGAUGGCUCUGCCCCGCGCGGUGCCCUCUGAAGGACUUGUAGUUCACGGAGAGACCUUUCCACCCGGGACUACUGUCGGCUGCAACCCUGUCUCAUUACACAGGAACCCGCUCAUAUUCGGCCCAGAUGCGGAAGAAUACCAUCCGGACCGCUGGCUGGACUCGGAGAGGGACCUCAAGGGUAUGGAACGGUUUAAUCUUACUUGGGGCGGGGGCGGAAGGAUGUGUCCCGGGCGACACCUCGCGGAACUGGUCGUUUACAAGACGAUACCCGCGCUGCUGGAGCACUUUGAUGUGGAGGUUCAGAUGCCGCCUGAAUCUGAGAUACAGUACUACUUCAUGGCGAUGCUCACUGGGGUGAAAGCCCGGUUCUUGCCCAAGAAGUCAAAACAUUCAUGA
Molecule: messenger RNA, 1470 nt
Organism: Colletotrichum fioriniae
Lineage: Eukaryota; Fungi; Ascomycota; Sordariomycetes; Glomerellales; Glomerellaceae
Source: RefSeq, a predicted model, not a curated record